Indicator indicator is the source of this 960-nucleotide messenger RNA. RefSeq names its product programmed cell death 1 ligand 2 (gene PDCD1LG2). Gene Ontology annotation, cellular component: external side of plasma membrane. The record is from RefSeq and is a predicted model, not a curated record. NCBI's taxonomy places the organism in Eukaryota, Metazoa, Chordata, Aves, Piciformes, Indicatoridae. Gene Ontology annotation, biological process: negative regulation of T cell proliferation; positive regulation of T cell proliferation; T cell costimulation.
AUGUUCCAGAUCCUCACAAUGCUGCUGCUGGAAACACAUCUCUCCAUGGUUUCAGCUUUAUUUACAGUUGAAGUUCCUCAACAGCUAUACAUUGUGGAGUAUGGGAGCAAUGUGACCAUGGAAUGCAGAUUCCCUGUGAAUAGCUCUUUAAACCCAGGAUUACUGAGUGUUGUUUGGGAGCAAAAAAGGCAGGGGAAAUCAAAAGAGGUGUACACACUUCACAGUGGAAAAUCAUUUGCUUCAUCUCAACAUCAUGAUUACAUAGGACGAGCAACAGUUCUACACAGUGAACUCAAAUUGGGAAGAGCUAUCCUUCAUAUUAUCAGUGUGAAGAUCACAGAUGCAGGAUCAUCUUGUCUCAUUGACUACCAGCGAGUGGACUAUAAGUACAUUACUUUGGAAGUAAAAGCAUCCUACAAGAGAAUAAAUACACAAGUAAUGAGAAAACCAGGUGAAGACAAGUUUGUUUUUAUGUGCCAAUCAGAAGGCUUUCCUCUGGCAGAGGUUUUCUGGCAAAACGAGAAGAACUUCAGCCUCAGCAGAUCUGCAAAUACCACCUAUACAUUGACCAGAGAAGGCCUCUACAACAUCACCAGCAUCCUGAUGUUCAAACCAAAUAUGAGUGAGAACUACAGCUGCGUGUUCUGGAAUAAAGAACUGGGUGCAGCAACUGCAGCUCACAUUUCUACUUCAGCUUUAAUUAGUACGCAGUAUAGCGGACAAAAAUCCCCGAUCUUAUUUAUUGUCCCCACAUGUGUGAUGUUAGCUGUCCUUCCCUCUGCACUAAUAGUCUUUCAAAAGAGAAAGCUGUUCAAGAACAGGCAACCCCCAAAAGACAGGAAAAGAAAACCAAACCCUAACCAGAAAGAUAAGAACAGAGAGGAUUUUAACACUCAAACUGAGACCUUGUACUUGUCAACUGUCACAGCUUCAAGAGACAGUGGGAGUGUGGAUCUGUGA